AUGCAGAUUCAGUAUCAUCCAGUUAAAGCAAACUCAGUGGCUGAUGCGUUGAGCAUGAAGUUAGUUGGGAAUUCAGCUUAUUUGUCAAUGAUUUCUGUGAAGCCGACUAUCAUUGAGGAAGUGAAGACCAGGCAGAUGGAAGACAGGUUCUUUAGGAAGGUGAUUGAUGAGAUUGUCACUAAGCCAAGUUCUAAUCAACUAUCAGGAGAAGUUCCUAAUUCUAUAGGAAACCUGUCACUAUUGAAUGAACUUCACUUGGAUAAUAAUAGAUUACAGGGAAUCAUACCAUCAAACAUUGGAAAUUGCCAGAGUUUAAUAUUAUUAAACCUAUCUCAGAAUAACUUUAGUGGUACCAUACCAAAACAACUUUUCAGUAUUUCCUCUCUCUCAAUUUCACUAAAUCUAGGUCAGAAUAGUUUGUUCGGAUCCCUCCCUUCAGAGGUUGGCAACCUAAAGAAUUUGGCUGAACUGGAUAUCUCUGAGAAUAAAUUGUCUGGUGAAGUUCCAGGUACCCUUGGGAGCUGCACUAGUCUUCAAAACCAAUCCUUGGAGGGUAACUUCAUUCAAGGGUCUAUUCCUUCAUCAUUGAGCUCCUUAAGAGGUAUUCAAUACUUCGAUCUUUCUCAUGACAACUUGUCAGGACAGAUUCCCAAAUUCUUGGAGCAAAUCCCCCUCAUGUACUUAAAUUUAUCAUCUAAUAAUUUUGAGGGUGAGGUUCCAAGCAUAGGAAUUUUCUCAAAUGCAAGUGCAAUAUCAGUUUCUGGGAAUAAUAGACUCUGUGGGGAGGAAAAGGAAAAUCAGUCCUAUGGAUCAUUGGCGAGGGAAUCAUUCAUGAAAGUUUCUUACAAAAAACUCCUUAAAGCAACUGACGGGUUUUCUUCAGAAAAUUUGAUUGGUGGGGGUGGUUUUGGUUCUGUGUACAAGGGAAUCCUUGAUCAAGAUGGAUCAGUUGUCGCUGUCAAAGUAUUUAACCAUACAUUCUCGAGGAGCCUCAAAGAGUUUCUUGGCAGAGUGUGA
Molecule: messenger RNA, 1017 nt
Organism: Camellia sinensis
Lineage: Eukaryota; Viridiplantae; Streptophyta; Magnoliopsida; Ericales; Theaceae
Source: RefSeq, a predicted model, not a curated record